CGCGGCGCAGGUGAGCACCGCUUCCGGGGUCGGCUUGUGGAUUGUGGCCGGCUCGGUCUUCUCUGCGGUCUGGUGCGGGGGAGACUAUGGCGUCCUCCUCGGCCCCGCCAGCCACCGUAUCGACGGCGACAGCGGGCCCUGGCCCGGGUUUCGGGUUCGCCUCCAAAACCAAGAAGAAGCAUUUCGUGCAGCAGAAGGUGAAGGUGUUCCGAGCAGCCGACCCACUGGUGGGCGUGUUCCUGUGGGGAGUAGCCCAUUCGAUCAAUGAGCUCAGCCAGGUGCCUCCCCCAGUGAUGCUGCUUCCAGACGACUUUAAGGCCAGCUCCAAGAUCAAGGUCAACAAUCACCUUUUCCAUAGGGAAAACCUACCCAGUCAUUUCAAGUUCAAGGAGUAUUGUCCCCAGGUCUUCAGGAACCUCCGUGAUCGAUUUGGCAUUGAUGACCAGGAUUAUUUGGUGUCUCUUACCCGGAGCCCCCCAAGUGAAAGUGAAGGCAGUGAUGGUCGCUUCCUUAUCUCCUAUGAUCGGACUCUAGUCAUCAAAGAAGUAUCCAGUGAGGACAUUGCUGACAUGCAUAGCAACCUCUCCAACUACCACCAGUACAUUGUGAAGUGCCAUGGCAAUACACUACUGCCCCAGUUCCUGGGGAUGUACCGAGUCAGUGUGGACAACGAAGACUGCUACAUGCUUGUGAUGCGUAAUAUGUUUAGCCACCGUCUUCCUGUGCACAGAAAGUAUGACCUCAAGGGUUCCCUAGUGUCCCGGGAAGCCAGCGAUAAGGAAAAGGUUAAAGAAUUACCUACCCUUAAGGAUAUGGACUUUCUCAACAAGAACCAGAAAGUAUAUAUUGGAGAAGAAGAGAAGAAAGUAUUUCUAGAGAAGCUAAAGAGAGAUGUGGAGUUCCUAGUGCAGCUGAAGAUCAUGGACUACAGCCUUCUGCUGGGCAUCCACGAUAUCAUCCGGGGCUCUGAACCAGAGGAGGAGGGGCCUGCCCGGGAGGAGGAUGCAGAGGGGGAGGGAGACUGUGGCCUGACUGGACCUCCUGCUCUGGUGGGUUCCUAUGGCACCUCCCCUGAGGGCAUCGGCGGCUACAUCCAUUCCCAUCGGCCUUUGGGCCCUGGAGAGUUUGAGUCCUUCAUUGAUGUCUAUGCCAUCCGGAGUGCUGAGGGGGCCCCCCAAAAGGAGGUGUAUUUCAUGGGUCUCAUUGACAUCCUAACACAGUAUGAUGCCAAGAAGAAAGCAGCUCAUGCAGCCAAAACUGUCAAGCAUGGGGCCGGGGCAGAGAUCUCUACUGUCCAUCCUGAGCAGUAUGCUAAGCGAUUCCUGGAUUUUAUUACCAACAUCUUUGCCUAAGAGGCUGCCUGACUCCAUGGUGACUGCUGCUUUAUGUUCAAGGUGGUGGGAUUCUGAGAGGCUUGGAGGAAUUGGGGAUAUUCUGGCCAAUACUUCUUCUCUUCCUCCUUUGCUAAAUUCAGGCUGCAGGCUCCAUCCAUCCAGAUAACUCCCAUUUCAUUGCAUUGGCUCUUCUGGCCCUCAGAAAUACAUUGUCGUUUUUUCCCUUUCCCUUCCUGCAACAAGUCCCUUUGCUUCUUUAGGGUGUUAUUGUUAACCCUCCCAAGUGCCUUGACCUUUGUAAAAUGUCCUGUUGUUUCUAUAAAAGAGGAGGAGCUGAGGGAACAGGGUUGUUUGCUGUCUUCAGAACCCGACUGGACAGAUGGACCUGGUUCAAGCAACUACUCUGGAUGCAUUUUGCUGUGUAGGAUGAACUAAGAGUGUCUGGGUUUUGCUGAUAACUUUAUAGAACUCACUGUGGCAUGCUUCUAUCCCAGUAGACCCUGGGAUGGGGAACUUUAAAGAUACAGAUGUGGGUGCAGGCAUAUGCACAUAUGAUGAAAUAUGGCCAAUCUUGUACACAGAGGUGAGGUGGAGAGUGGUCAGUAGGCUGGGUCCUCAUGGAGGUGGGACCUAAGAGGACUUUUGUGAUUAUGAAGGGAGUUGCAGAGGAUUUCUGCCAAGGAAUGACCACUCUAAUCUCUUCCUUCAGCCUACUUCCACCCCCACCCACCUGUACUUCUGGGUGCAGAAGCCCAGAGCUGGCCAGAGUGUUGAAGCCUGGGUGAAGGUGUUUUAACUGUUUCUGCCCAUUACCAAAGCCUCACACCCCUUGUGGUGUUGGAACCGUUGAGUGGGUGUGUGGCCAGUUCUAGAGGCUGGGAUGAAAUGCCAGGAGUGUGAAGUUCAUUUCCCAUAGUAAGCUUUCUUUCUUUCUUUUUAGCUAUCCUUGUGGUUUACUCCCAGCAGAAGGGAAUUUCCCCACUUGGGUCAAUCCUGGUCAUUUCAACAGGAUGGAGGUCUCAAGUGUGCGAACCUCCCCUACUCCCUGGAGGUGUGUGCCUAGCACGCUUCCUUUCCCCAUCCCUCUCAAACCCUUUUCCCCAUUGGAUUUGUCAUUCUGUUCUCUUCUGUCCUUACACUGCUACUGUGUCUCCCAGGGGACAGAUGGCCUUCUUUGCCAUUUUUACUCCACCCCUAGAGAGGAGUCAGAGCCAUAACUCAGUCACCGCUCCCCCUCCCAACAAGAUAGUUGAGUUGAUGCGUGACAUUCUCAGAAUAUAGAGGACCCUAAUGAGAUAAGUUGUCCCCUCCCCUCCAAUGGCUUUGGGGCUAAGGCAACCAUUCUUGCUGUUCUCCAUCCCCCUUGAGGCUUGUAUAUUUUUCUAACAUAAAGAUGGGCACCUGGCUUGUGGAGAUGCAAGUUUCUUUGCUCUGUAUCUGGCUGGACUGAUCUGUCUCACAAGAAGUCAUAAGGGAGAAUCCCUCUCUUCCCUCCAUCUUCUGCUCCAAAGGAGAAAACAAGAGGAAUCCGCAGUUGGAGCUCCUAUAGUAUCUUCUCUUCAGGGGCCUGAUGGAUCUUUUUCAUUCCAAUCAUCUACCUUUCCCCUGUUGAAUGCAAUAAAACUCCAUGACACCAGCAACUGUUCUUUUGAAAUGGGUUUUCUGACCAUGUGGCUGAUGUAUCAUGGGCAGUAUGGUCUUCAUUUGUUGCUUCUGUUUUUCGUCUUUUUUGUUUUAUUAAUUAAUAAAAAAUGUGUAUUUACUCUUUAUUGCGGUCACAAUAUAAAAAAUAAAUUAUUGAAUCCAAA
Molecule: messenger RNA, 3142 nt
Organism: Loxodonta africana (African savanna elephant)
Lineage: Eukaryota; Metazoa; Chordata; Mammalia; Proboscidea; Elephantidae
Gene: PIP4K2C
Product: phosphatidylinositol-5-phosphate 4-kinase type 2 gamma
Exons: 10
Coding region: 87-1352 (421 amino acids)
Biological process (GO): phosphatidylinositol phosphate biosynthetic process
Cellular component (GO): plasma membrane
Molecular function (GO): 1-phosphatidylinositol-5-phosphate 4-kinase activity; 1-phosphatidylinositol-4-phosphate 5-kinase activity
Source: RefSeq, a predicted model, not a curated record